Molecule: messenger RNA, 2622 nt
Organism: Pteropus alecto (black flying fox)
Lineage: Eukaryota; Metazoa; Chordata; Mammalia; Chiroptera; Pteropodidae
Gene: LTK
Product: leukocyte receptor tyrosine kinase
Biological process (GO): multicellular organism development; protein phosphorylation; cell surface receptor protein tyrosine kinase signaling pathway
Cellular component (GO): signaling receptor complex
Molecular function (GO): transmembrane receptor protein tyrosine kinase activity; ATP binding
Source: RefSeq, a predicted model, not a curated record
AUGGAAUUGUAUGAGGUGAACCAGGACAUCCAUGGUUCUGAGGGUGUCGGGAAGUGGAGACUUGCAGUCACAAAGUUAUUGAAAGACAACUCCCGGUCCGAGGCUCCUUUUCUGUUAAACUCACGCACUCCAGCUCCAAGCCCCCAGGACACAAACGUCACCACUCUGCCCAGAGGCUUAGAGCCUGCCACUUCCCUUAGCUCCCCGACACUGGGGUGGCUUUGGCAGUUCUCCAUCUGCGAAAGGCGUGGGCACACACAGUGCGACUGGGUGAACACCGGCAGCAGUGUGGUGGUGAGUGUGGCUGCCAGGCCUUUGAGAGGCACUCAGUUGUUGCCAGGCCCCGGCCAGUACCUGAUCUCAACCUAUGGAGAGGCGGGCGGCAAAGGUGCCAAGAAAUACUUGUCAGGGGCGCAUGGCAUCUUCCUCUCGGCGGUCUUCUGCCUUGGGCAUGGGGAGCCGCUUUACACCCUCAUGGGGCAGCAGGGAGAGGACGCCUGUCCCUGAGUAAGUGGAGCCAGUGGGAAGGGGCGGCUCAGGCGCCCCAGGGAGAAGGCUGAGUGGAAGGAGGGGGAGAUCCUGAGUGAUGGGACCAAAGGGGUCCUGGGGUCGCGGCGCUGGGCCGGAGGCGGGGUCGCCACCUACAUCUUUCGGCUGCACGCGGACAAGCUGCAGCUGCUGCUGGUGGCGGCGGGAGGAGGCGAUCGCGCCCACCUGAAGCGGCAGGAAGAAGGCGGGACUCAGGCCUCCCAGAAAAUUAGAGAGCUGCUCUGCAGCGUGAGUAGCGGGAAAGGCGAGGCAGCAGGAGCGGGUGGAGGGAGAGUCUGGACAUUGCGGGCUCGCUCUCAGCAGGCUGGCAGCUAACGGGAAGAGACUGAGGGCGGCCAGGGCUGCUCAGAGAGCUGGGCUACAUUUGGCUCGGCCACAGCGGGAGGAGGUGAUGCCUCUGAGACCGAUAUCUUCUGGGCUAAUGGGGAGGAUGAGUUAUCCUUCCCACACCCUAGCAAUGAUCUCUACUUGCAGCCUCUGGCAGUAAUGGGGAACCAUGGAGAAAUGGAGAUCUGACUGCACCUCAGUUGUAGUCAUUGGCUUUUGAAAGACUUCAAAUGGCAAGCAGAACUCCCCUCAGCCAAAUGCAUGUGCCCAGAGGGCAUGGAGCUAGCUGCUGAUAACAUCAUCAGCAUGGACAUGCCCAUCACACCCGCGCCAGGCCCUCUGGUUCUAUUGGUGGUUGUGGGGGUGACCUCUACACUGAGCUUCCUUAUGGUGUGUGGGGUCCUGAUUCUGGCUAUGAAUGAACCGUAGAAGUGGCAGGGCCUGGGGACAAGGCUUCCAGAUCCUGAGCUUGAGCUAAGCAAGCUUUGAACCUCCAUCAUCAGGACAGCUCCCAACCCCUACUACUGCCAUAUGGGGCUUGGCAUGGCCCAGUCCUGGCCUUUGCUUCCAGGGCUUACUGAGGUUUCCCCAGCCAAUGUCACUCUGCUCAGAACCCUGGGCCAUGGUGCCUUUGGAGAGGCCUAUGAAGGACUGGUAAUUGACCUUCCUGGGCACCCCAGUUCCCUGCAGGUAGCUGUCAAGACCCUGCCAGAACUCCAGGACAAGCUGGAUUUCCUCAUGGAGACACUCAUCAUCAACAAGUUCAGCCAUUAAAAUAUUGAGCUUUGUGUGAGGUUCAGCUUCCAGGCUACCCAUCCUCUGAUUCUGCUGGAGUUGAUGUCUGGAGGGGACAUGAAGAGUUUCCUGAGGCAUAGCUGGCCACACCUGGGCCAGCUGUCAUCUCUGGUCAUGCAGAACCUGCUUUAGCUGGCUCAGGACCACUAUUUGGAGGAAAAUUACUUUUUGGCAGCAAUUUGUUUUUGCUGACUCUACAGGGACAUUGCUGCCAGGAACUGCCUGCUGAGCUGCACUGGGCCCAACCUAGUGGCCAAGACUGGGGACUUCAGGUUGACAAGUUAUCUAUAUGGAGCUAGUUAUCACUGCAAGGGGGGCCGGGCUCUGCCGGUCAAGUGGAUGCCCCCAGAGGCCUUCCUAGAAGGAAUCUUCACAUUUAAGACAGACUCCUGGUCUUCUGGGGUACUGCUCUGGAAGAUCUUCUCAUUGGGUUACAUGUCCUACUCUGGUACUCUGGACUUUGUAGUCGGAAGUUGACAUAUAGACCCUCCCAGGGACUGUCCAAGGCCUGUGUAUUGUAUCAUGACUCACUGUUGGCAGCACCAGCCUGAACUCUGCCCUAGCUUUGCUGGCAUCUUGGAGCAUCAUCAGUACUAAACUCAGGACACUGAUGUGCUAGAUUCACCCCUGCCAAUGGAACUGAGGCCCACCCUGGAAGAGCAAGGAGCUUCUGGGCUGGGGAGCAGGUCUUUGGAGUGCUUAAUAUUCCCACAGGCCCAGAAAUUGAAUCUGGAGAGCUUGAAGAACUGGGGAGGGAGUCUUCUUGGCCCCUGGCUACCCUCAGGCCUCAAGCCCCCCAAAUCCAGGUGCCUCCAAUCUCAGAAUCUUUAGAAUCCUACCUAUAACUCCUGGGCCCCAAGGUCUCUUGCCCGCAUGCAGGCAUUCAUGGCAGGGCCGCAGCCUGAAGGUCCAUUGUCAGACCAGCUAGUCUGCGGGGAGGCAGGAGCCUAG